UAUCAAAUACUAUCAUGUAAAGGCUUAAGGGAAAAUACAAAAUUUUGGUUAUUAGUCCCAAGAAUUUGGAGUUGGAGCAUGGAAUCGUGUAGAUUAGAGUAGCAGGUCUCCUGCCUGAAUUCCCAAUUUCAUAGUAUAAGGAUUUAGAGGUCUUCUGUUGUAGUAACAAGGGAAAUAGGGUUUAUAAAUUUGGUGUCAGAAUGAUGAUGGGCAAAAUGGAGGAUGAUGUUAUUUCGAAGGAGAGUCUGAUGGAAUAUUUGAGGAAACAAGUGCCUGAUUGGGAUGAUGAAGUUAAGUGCAUUGCCAGGUUCAAAGCAUUCAGUGGUCAAAGGACUGAUUGGGAACCCCUUUAUGUUUUCUGGAGGGAUUUGAUUCUCAAAGUUGCUCGACACUUUCAUAUUUUCAUUAUUUGUCCUUCUCAGGUGAAGAUUUGGUUCAACCGAGGAGGUUUGGUUCCUUUGUGCCUUGACCAAGUACUGCUUGAAAUGUAUACUGCUGGUGAAAUAUUUCGGAAUGUGGCAGUCACUGAUCCAGCUAGUGGGUGGGUUUCUCAAAUCUUGCAGAGAGUAGUAAAUUUGGGAGCUCUACUGAGACCAUCUACUCAAGAAACGCUUGCCGAAGACGAUUACAUAAUUCCUGUGUUACUGAAGGAAAAGGCUCUUCAAGUGGUCCAAGCAUUAUCUGAAAGCCACUGGACAGCUUCGUGUGUAAUUACAUGGAGUAAGUUCCAGGAAAUUUCUGGGGGAUUGAAGGAAGCUCAUGCAGUUUUGAAUCACUUGUCUGAAAUCGGGAAAGCAAAAUACCUUGUCACAAACAAGAAGGACUUAAUGGAGGGAGUGAAAGUCUCUCUUUCAGCAAGGGCACUUUCUGGCACAACAAGUCUAGAUUUUGAUGUGCUGCAUUUGAUUUGGACAGUAGAAAAACUUGAGCAUCAGCUUAAUGUGAUAGAUCUUCGCUGGCAAAGGUCUAGAGCAUCUGCUUUAGCUUCCCUAAAACUUGGGAACAAACAGGUGGCUCUAAAGUAUACAAGGGAGAUGAAGCUGGCUUCUUUGAGUAGAGAAAAAUGUGCAGCGCUUUUAAACCGAGUGGAGGAAGUCCUUGCAGUUAUUGCUGAUGCAGAAGCCUCAAAGGAGGUUGCUGAAGCCAUUCGAAUUGGCACACAGGCUAUUAAGGAAAAUGGGAUCAAUUAUGAUGAAGUUGAGCUGUGUCUACAGGAGCUGAACGAGUGUAUUGAAUCGCAGAAGCAGAUUGAUGAAAUUCUAGGAUCAAAUGCAGCAGAUGCAGAAAUUGAGGAUGAAGAUAUUGAAGAUGAGUUGAAGAAGCUAGAGCUGGAUUUUGUUAAGGUACCGACUCAAACAUCCAUCAGCCAAACUGGGGUGGAUGCUGUAGUAGCUGGAGCUCAGGAAACUACCGAUGCGCUGAGUGAAUCUCUUUCGAACCUUCAUCUCACACAUCAUGCAAGGAAGGACCCGGAGGUAGAACAUGCUGUGGAGUCUGUGGGUGCCGUGUCAAAAGAUGUCAAUCGUGAAGCUGCUCUGGCAUAGUCACAAUUGCAGUUAGGAUCUUGUUUUCUACAUGUUUUGUACUGUGAUGCCUGGUAGUCCAUGCCAUAAUUGAUUGUGCGUGCAUCUUUGGUCUACAGGGAUCAGGGCAUAAUUGAUGCGUGAAGCACUGUCGUUAUGACACUAUGAGUUGACAUGUCAAUGAUAUUCUUGUAUAUUAUCAGAAA
Messenger RNA from Lycium ferocissimum, 1729 nucleotides. RefSeq lists its product as uncharacterized. Gene Ontology annotation, biological process: late endosome to vacuole transport via multivesicular body sorting pathway; vesicle budding from membrane. The transcript is spliced from 8 exons. NCBI's taxonomy places the organism in Eukaryota, Viridiplantae, Streptophyta, Magnoliopsida, Solanales, Solanaceae. Gene Ontology annotation, cellular component: ESCRT III complex; multivesicular body; cytoplasmic side of plasma membrane. The coding region runs from base 201 to 1544 and encodes 447 amino acids. The record is from RefSeq and is a predicted model, not a curated record.